Messenger RNA from Hippopotamus amphibius kiboko, 1257 nucleotides. It is a transcript of the gene KLK14, whose product is annotated as kallikrein related peptidase 14. The record is from RefSeq and is a predicted model, not a curated record. The transcript has 6 exons. Lineage: Eukaryota; Metazoa; Chordata; Mammalia; Artiodactyla; Hippopotamidae. Gene Ontology annotation, molecular function: serine-type endopeptidase activity. The coding region runs from base 151 to 909 and encodes 252 amino acids. Gene Ontology annotation, biological process: epidermis morphogenesis; proteolysis; seminal clot liquefaction.
CUCCAUGAGUGGCAAGGAAGCAAGACAACAUCCCCACACCUCCAGACAGGAGACAUCAAGGCAGGACCUGAACCCUUCUCAGCAUCCUCCCUCCAGCCACCAAGGAGCCUCCAGACCCUGCCCUCCUGAAUCCAACCCCCAGUCCUCAGAAUGUUCCUCCUGCUGACAGCACUUCAGAUCUUGGCUGUAGCCACGGCACAGAACCAAGCGAACGAGACCAGGAUACUUGGUGGCCACCCGUGCGACAAGAACUCCCAACCAUGGCAGGCAGCCCUACUGGCAGGUCCCUGGCGUAGUUUCCUCUGUGGAGGGUCCCUGCUGUCUGGCCAGUGGGUCAUCACCGCUGCUCACUGUGCCCGCCCGAUUCUUCGAGUUGCCCUGGGCAAGCACAACCGGAGGAUUUGGGAGCCCACAGAGCAGGUGCUGCGUGUGGCUCGCCAGGUGCCACACCCCCAGUACAACUCCCAGACCCACAAUAACGACCUGAUGUUGCUGCGGCUGGAGCGGCCCGCGCGGCUGGGGAAGGCAGUGAGACCCAUCGCCGUGGCCAGCGCCUGUGCCAACGCGGGGACCUCCUGCCUGGUGUCGGGCUGGGGCACCACAUCCAGUCCCAUCGCCAGGUACCCCAACAUUCUGCAAUGUGUGAACAUCAACAUCUCCUCGGAUCAGGAGUGUCGGCGGGCCUACUCUGGAACCAUCACCGACGGCAUGGUCUGUGCGGGGGUCCCCGAAGGCGGGAAGGACUCCUGUCAGGGUGACUCCGGGGGACCCCUGGUGUGCGGAGGAGAGCUCCAGGGCCUCGUGUCCUGGGGGAUGGAGCGCUGUGCCCAGCCUGGUUACCCCGGCGUCUAUACCAAUCUGUGCAAGUACCAAAGGUGGAUCCAGGAAACCAUGCAGAGCAGAUCAUAGCUGAUGUGACAGAAUAUCACCUGCCCACAUGCUUUCCAAGACAUUGCUCCUCCCACUCAAGACCCAGAGAUCCCAGCCCCCAGCUCCCCAUCCCUCAGACCCAUGAGUCCAGGCCCCCAGCAUCCUGAUCCUGACCCCUGGCUCAGAACUCCCCUCUCCCAGAGCAGUUCCUUCAGGGGUCCUCUCCACACCCCAAAGCCUCCCCGUCAUUAUUCAAGGCACCCCUAAGACACACAGAGCAGGAGCAUGAGGGCAAAGGAGCUGAUCUGGCACUAUAUUCCGAAAAAGACAAUUUUCAAAACUUUUGAUGUCUCUAAAAACCAGAUAAGUACUACUAAUAAAGUUUUA